Bacillus rossius redtenbacheri is the source of this 4422-nucleotide messenger RNA. RefSeq lists its product as uncharacterized. The coding region runs from base 1971 to 3131 and encodes 386 amino acids. The transcript is spliced from 2 exons. NCBI's taxonomy places the organism in Eukaryota, Metazoa, Arthropoda, Insecta, Phasmatodea, Bacillidae. The record is from RefSeq and is a predicted model, not a curated record.
ACUUUACUCCUAACAGCUCACUGACGUUAAACUGAUGUAGUUUGUGGUUAAAUGGUGUUUUUACCGAUAAAACAGUGUAAAAUAAUACAUUUAUUUUUUACAGUGAAACCUCAUUAUAAAGUGCCUCACUACAAAGGAUUAUUUCAGGUCACAACACGACGUUUUACAUUUAGUAACAGUUCAGGUAUGUUGUAAUGAGAUUUCACUGUGUCAGUGAAUGCAAACAGGUGGUAACCCAUGUAUUGGUAAUAUCGAAGAGUUCUUAGGGCUUAUAAUCAGCAGUGCUUGCACUGGAACCAUACUGCAGCACAGUCCAGUCAUAUCGUCUCGUCUGUCGAGAUGGAAUGUCAGUGUAGGGAUAGUUGCAGCUGGGUAAUGUGGAAGAAUAGCUGAAGAGGUUCAAAAGUAAAACUCUGAUUGCUUUCUAUGAAUUACAGUGAUUACUGUAUCUUUUUUCUUGCACUUUAAUUUUCUCUAUAGUACUUAUAAGUUUACUUUCCUGCAAUAAUUUAAGUCACAAUAGUCCAACAGUUGAUAGCAAACGACAAAAACACAGUGAUGGAAAACUAACUUUUUAAAAUUUUAAGUUUCCUAAUUUUUUUAAUUCAAGUUUCGGUUCUUUAAAAUACACUACACAAAACCAACCUUUCAAAUCUUCAUUUUCAGUGACCUUGUGUAGCAAUAUGAUUAUUAUGCAGGAAAGGUUAACAAACACAUUCUUUCAAUGUGAACAACAUCUUGCGAUAUAACUCACAAAAAAUGUUUGUAAUGUGGUAUAGUUCACAACAAAAUUACGGAUGUAUAAAAAUAAAAUAAAAACGCAAUCUUAGUUUCAACAAUUUUAGGCCAUAAUUUCUUCUGUUAAUUUUUAUCUUUGUUAAAAGCAUAGUAUAAUUAGAAUUCCUUAAGAUAAGAGUGAAUAACUGCUUCAAAUUUUUGGGUGCGCUUUAAAAUUUUUUUCCAAUUAAUAAUCAAACGCUUAUGGCAUGAACACAUUUGAAACAAUUUGGCCUAUUCUUCAGUUUCUUUCAUGUAUUGGAUACAGGGUUGGGUCAUUACACGUAGAAUAUUAUUUUUCUACAUACACGUAGAAAAUAAUGUAUAGUAUGUAGAAUAUGUAUAAUAUUUACGUAGAGUAUGUAGAAAAUUAAGCCUAACAUUGUCAAAGAAAUAUAUUGUAUUUUAAGUGAAAUAAUGUAUCUUGAGGUUUGUUAAAAUAUGCACCUCAUUAAAAUGGAAUAAUUUAUGUUUAUACAAUUGCACAUAAUAGCAACAGACUAUUGAAUGCAGACCAAUCAGGGCAUAGGAGAGACACAUCAGUUGUUUCAAAAUGGCUGGCAGGCCAAAGCAUUCAUUGUGGAGUGACCUGGGUUUUAAGUUGCUCAAAGAAAACAACAAGUGUGUUGCAUUUUGUACUGUGUGUCAGAAAACUUUAAAAAAAUACUGCUGCAAAACGUCUAGAAUCACACAGGUAAGAAAAUAAUUUUAUUGAUCUUUAGUACUUAGUUAAUAUGAUAUUUAUAACCUAAAAAAGCAAGAACUAAACUAGGCACUUAUUGCACUAACUGCAUAUGUAUUGUUAAUAUAAUAAAUAAUUAUGAAACUUGAUUAUCAUUAGGCCUACAACACAAUUUUAUGUCAAGUGAAUAAUUAAUAUCUAUCUUUAGUUUACUUAAUAUGAUGUUUAUAACCAAAAAAGUAAACAAGAUGUUCUAACAACAAACUAUUAAUGGUAUAAUUAUAACAACUUAAUUUUUAUUAUAUUACAAACUACAUUUGAUUUGUAUUUGUUUGAGGUUUAUGUCAUUUUGAUAACAGGUAGCCUACAAUUAAUAUAAUGUAUAUUUAUUUAGAUUUAUUCUAACAUGCAUUCAUACAUUGAUUAAGAAAUAUAGAGUUAACAGAGACCUAAGGUCAUUCAUUAGCUUGCCUACAAAACGUGCUUAUUUACAUGAUAAGGACAUUGUACAAUGCAUUUGGAAAUUACUUUCAAAGCUUACAAACCUGAUUUCUGUUUCAGGAAUGUAUGCCGCAAUGUAACCUCUACAGCGGUUUCCUCUGCAUCACAAUCUGUUCAACCACACACAAUUAAACGAAGACACAAAGUUAGUGAUGAUGAUGAUGAUGAUCCUGUAUUUGGCCUUUCCACUCCUAGUGAAUCUACGAGUUUCAUUGUUGCAACUACAAGCCAAGGAUCCUUAUCUACAGGUGGCUUACAGUACAAAUCUCAUGAAUAUAAUUCACUAACCAAAGUUCUAGGCAUUCCCACAGUCACAAACACAAACCAACACUCUAAUCAUUUUAAAAAUUUUGUCAAGACUUUAAGACCGUCAUACAGGCCACCAGUUCGAAAAACACUUGCAACAACCAUUCUUGAUGCAGAAUAUGAAGAGUGCAGAACUUCUUUAAAGUUUGGUGAACAUUCUGUUCUGCUCAUCGAUGGAUGGAAGAAUGAGGCAGCCAACACAAAAAACAUAGCUGCUAUGAUACAUAAUGCAGCAGGUGACAUUGGAUUUCUUGAUGCUUGGGAUCUGUCGGGAGAGAGUGAAACAGGAAGUGCUCUAAAGGAUAUUGUUUCACAAGCAAUUGUAUCUGCACGUGAUCUUUACAAUACAGAAUUAUAUGCUGUAUGUUCGGACAAUGCUGCCAAUAUGAUGAAAAUGGGUAAAAUAAUAGAUUUGUGGCACAUUACAUGCAAUUCACAUACUGGUAAUCUUCUUGCAAAAGAGCUUGUCCCACCCCAGCUGGCAUCAAGAGUAAAUACAUUGUUAAAAGCUUUCACUUCAGCUGAUCAAGAAGUACGUCUCCUUGCAUAUGGUGGACACCGGAUAACACUGGCAUGUGAAACACGAUGGUGCAGCAAUAGAGAUGCAUUCCUUUGUCUGCAGAAAAAUCUACCAGCAAUGAAAAAGGUGGUUGGACAGGGUGUAUCAAUUGACCCUGCUGCUCUUCAGCUGAUGUUUGAUGACAACUUCAUGAAGCAAGUUUCAGAUGGCAUCCAGCUGUUUGACCCUGUUUGUACGUUAAUCAAUAAGUGUCAGCAAAGCAAAUUCAGUAUUGCUGACGCUGCAGAAGAGUGGAUGCAAUUACGGUUGCCAGAUGGAUACAUCCAACUCCAAAAAAAUGUCUAAAAGAGGCGUGAGCAAGCACUUACCACAUAUGGCUUAGCAGCAAACUUCUUGCACCCAGUCUACCUAGGGAAGAGGUUUUCUGCAGAACAGCAUGAUGAGGUGGAGGAGUUCUUGCUUCAAGAACUUGAUGGGCAAGGACUGGAUGAUCUAGCAAAAUUCAAGAGUUCUACAGAGCAUAGUAUUUUUCAGUUACUUAGAGAGAAAGGUGUUGUUAAUCCAUCAUCUUUCUGGGGGCUUGCUCAACGAAAACAUCCAGAAAUAAGCAAACUAGCAAUUAAGCUCUUGAAUAUCCCAGCCUCAUCUGCACAACUAGAGAGGGCAUUUAGUAAUUGGUCGUAUGUCCACUGCCCCUUACGAAACAGGCUUACAUUUGAAAGGUCAAAAAAGUUGCUGCAUGUGUACCAUACGCUGAAACUUCGAGAUGUCCCAUCUGAUGAAUAUUGACUGACUUGAUAAAUGGAAACCAAUCCUACUCUCUAGUUUUAUUGUACUAAAGAAUAUUAAAUAUGUAAUUUUAAACAUACAAAUUCUAGUUUCCAGGUAAAUAUGUAGUCUGUAUGAUGUUAAUAAACAUAAUUUUCUACGUGUAGACUAUGUAAUAAAUCUCAAUAUUCUACAUGACAUACUCUACAGUAGAAUAUACAUGUAGAUUACUUAUUUUCUACGCGUAAUAUUCUACUGACCCAACCCUGAUUGGAUAUAUUGUUUUUUUUUUUUUUUUUUUGCCAGUUUGAAUGUUAAGUUAAAGGCCACUUACAAAAUAAACAAAUAUGGAAAUCAACAUAUUGCAUUAUAAAACAAAUUAUUUAAAAAUUGUAUACUAUAAAGAACAAAUUACAUUUGAAUUUUAAGAAAAAUGUAUUUUUGAAAAGUGCCAAAAAAAUGCUGAAUUUGAAAAUUAGAAUGCAUAUUUGCUGUCAGGAUUUUUACCCCAGCUAUGAUUGGACUAUCUAUUCAAUGGUUUUGGGUUAGCUUGAAAGUAGUUUAAAUUUUUAGGCUGUUGCAUCAUUGUGAGGUACCAAAAAAAAACCUUAGCAUUUCACUUUUUACAAAUGGUCGUCGGUGGUCCGUGCAGCCGUGUGAGACGGGCGUGUGGUUGCAGUGGGCCCGUGCCAGUGCUGGUGAUGUCGCUGCUCUUCAUCGCGUCGGUGUUCAUGCUGCACAUCUGGGGCAAGUACACCCGCUCCUAGACGGCCGCGGUGCCGCCUCCUCGUCAUUCCAAGUCUGCCUGCUCUGUGGUGUGGGGUUGUCUCCGUAAAUAAAUAUACAAGUUUUUUUUUUUUGGAUAAAA